This is a messenger RNA of Lineus longissimus, 3356 nucleotides long. Its product is annotated as nuclear pore complex protein Nup107-like. The record is from RefSeq and is a predicted model, not a curated record. Lineage: Eukaryota; Metazoa; Nemertea; Pilidiophora; Heteronemertea; Lineidae. Gene Ontology annotation, cellular component: nuclear pore outer ring; nuclear pore. Gene Ontology annotation, biological process: protein import into nucleus; post-transcriptional tethering of RNA polymerase II gene DNA at nuclear periphery; mRNA export from nucleus. Gene Ontology annotation, molecular function: structural constituent of nuclear pore. The coding region runs from base 139 to 2958 and encodes 939 amino acids. The transcript has 18 exons.
CUAGCAUGGCGGCACAAAAUCCGGAUUUUCAUUUUUAUCGUUAUUAAAUCGUGAUUUUCGGCUAAAUCAAAAGCCUUUUCGUCGUUCUGCAGUGCCAGGCUCAUAUUGUUUUUAUUGGAGAUCAGUGUCCUGCCUAAGAUGUCGCGUCCACGUCCCGGGCCAUCUCAUGGAGCGGAGGGGGAGAACAGGCUUUUUACCAGACCUGACCUGUCAGUAAGUGAUAUCUUUCUAAAAGAUUCACCACUCCCUCGAGUCGAGGACCAGAGUAAAGCAAUGCGGAGACAGUCAGCUCUGAGAGUCCAAAGAUCCAUCCAACUUCUCGAUGAGGCAGUUGGGUCGACCCCUGGCUCUUCCCUUCGACCUGGGACCCAUCGAACACCCUCCAAUAGGAUGAAUGUCUCCACCCCUGGAAAAUCCCUGAAUUUAUCUGGGCUGUCUUAUCGAUCUGAUACCUCAAUCCUACCGGGGAAGAGUCUGUUAGCUACACCAGGCAAGAGGAGCUUCAUGGCUGACGCAUCAUGUAGGGACAUGUCUGAGUUUGAUGCAGCAGGAACAACAAAUGUGUUGGUCCUACAGGAGGAGGACCCAGGCUUAGCAGCAUCUGCUGGUCUCUAUGGUGACUUCAUGCAGAGUAUGAAGAAUUUCUCCUCGCCUCACCAAGUUUUUGAUCUCCUCUCAGACUAUGAGACGUUAUGUUCUGAUCAGACGGCCUUACUUACCAAACUGGGCAAGCGGACAGUACCAGGACGAACUAAAUUUUCUCAUAUCAUCAACACAAUGAACCAUCUCAAGGAAGAGAAGUCUACGUGGGCAUUGUUAUAUUCCUUGUACACAGAUAAACAUGACAUUGAGAGCAGAGGUGAUGAGGCUGAGGAGAUGAUGAUUGACAGUGUAGGUAAAUACACAAGUGACAAGCAGAUUGUUGAGGCGUUAUACAGUCGGGACACAGUAACAAGACAGGCACAGAUUGUUGUUGAUUGGCUUGAAAAGAAAGCGGAAGAAUCAUUAGAAAACUUCUACUCACAAGUAGAAUUCUUCACAGAUAAAUCUGGUGCAUGGGAGAACACCCUCCAUUACCUCCGGCAGACCCAGGGGGGUGUGCCCUCCUCCACACAUCGACAGAUAGUGACAGAGAUGGAUCCCGAUGCCCCAGUCAGAGAGAACAAACCUCUUGCAGACCUCGAUCGAGAAGAUGAAGACCGCCUGUUUAAAUACCUGUUUGCCUUUUGGAGGGCUGGACAGUUGGAUGAGGCGCAGAAGCUCUGUACCAGAUGUGGUCUGGCCUGGCAGGCUGCCGCCCUGGAAGGCUGGCGGCUGUAUCACGACCCCAACUAUGAUGGCUAUGGUGCUGACGGUGAAGUCCAGCCUGUCGAGGGCAACCCUUACAGAGAUGUGUGGAGGAAGAUAUGCUGGGGUAUGGCAGAAGAGGAGAAGUUUCAUCCAGAGGAACGAGCCAUGUACGCCAGUUUUUGUGGCCACCUCCGUCAACUUUUAAAGUCAUGCAAGUCUUGGGAAGAUUAUGUGUGGGCUUACUUCAAAGUGCUUAUAGAUAUCAGGGUCGAUCGGGAAAUCCGGUUGAAUACAACAGUUAGCCGGACGCUGGAGACAUUGCCAGAUACUUACAUGGAUCAGGUGUCAGAUUUCAGUGCCGUUUUCAAAGAAAUCGAGGCAUCACACAAUGAGGUUGUAAGAAAACAGUCUCAGGACUCCUACCAUUCGAUCCAAAAACUGGUCAUCCUGGGCGAGAUGGACGAGUUGAUGGAAUAUAUGUAUCUGCUGUGUAAGAGUCCACACUCAUCGCCUCCACCUCACCUUGUCAGGUUCAUGGCCCACAUUGUCCUUUUCCUCAGAAUGGUUGGAUAUGACUCAAAGGAGGAGUACGCUGUGACUAUCCUGGAGGUCUAUGUACAGCACCUGAUCAAUGAAGAGUAUGACUCUCUUAUAGCAACCUACGUAUCCACACUGCCAUAUUCUGCUCAGAUUGUUUGGUAUGCAAAGUACUUGGAAGGUAUACAGGACAAAGAAAAGCGCCAAGCGGCUCUCCAGAUGGCUGAAGAUGCUGACCUGGACAUUGCCACGAUUACGAAGACUGUGGUCGAGAACAUUCGAAAUAAAGGCCCUGUUCAGUUCACUACUGAUAACAAGACCGAGUUGGAAGCUUCUACCUCAGAGGAAGACCGUGUUAAAAUCGAAGCAAUUGACUGGCUUGUCUUUGACCCGUCUCAGCGAGCUGAGGCACUACGGCAGGCCAAUGCGGUCAUGAGAGGGUUCCUUGCCCUGAAGAAGCAUGCUGCCGCCAGGGAGGUGUUUAACAAGAUUCCUCCAGGCUCCAUCGAGGUGAUCACGCGUAACUGGCAGAUGCAAACGGGGACUGCUGAACUGCCAGCUGAGGAUGAGAAUGCCAUCAGGGAAUAUCUAUGCAUUCAAGCAUUCUUGGAUGCCAAUGAUUCUUUCAAUGACUGGUUCGCCCAUUACCACAAUACUAAGCCCAGCAAGCCAGACGUCCCAAAUGGUGCAAACUUCACAGAGAUGAUCGCUUAUGAACACAAAGUGAAACAAUACGAAGCUGAGCUGGACAGAUGGAACAACGCAGUGGAUGGUUAUACAAAGAUGGCAGUCGAUAGGAUUUAUAAUGUGCUCCUAUUUGUUGAUGGCGGAUGGAUGGUCGACGUUCGUAAACUCGACAAGGAAACCCAAGCUGAUCUCACUCGCCUCCACCAUCUAAGCCUGCUGCGACAGCUGUGUAUCCCACCACUAGUGUUCCUGCUGGUCACCGUCCUCCACACCACUGGACAGUACAGAGAGGUACUUGAGGUUGCCAACAUCCUGUCCUCUGAGCAACACAAGUUAUAUUUGACGUUUCGCCAGGAUGAAAUACGUAAAUUCCUUGGAAUGUGUACGGAAGCUUCAAGACAACUUUUGGACCAGAACUGCGACCCAAUGGGAUAUAAGUAUUGAGAUUCGUUAGUGAAAGAUGUGAAAAGAUAAUAUGCUGGAUGGUACAAGAUGGCCCUGUGCGCUCAAAAAGACAGAACUGGCACCUUUGACCUAGUGGGGCACAAAAAUUAACAUUUCACUGUGAAGGACAAGACAAUAUUAUAGGAUAUGCUGAAUGUGGUACCUGACUGGUCUGCGCUGUUGUCUAUGUUGUUUUGUGAGAUAGAAAAAAGUGAAUGUUCGUUGGUGUGACACAGGUUCUAUUCCAGGAGCCUGUUUUGUUGGUGGAAUAUUUCACAGUGGUCUGAUUACAUUGGACAAUCGGGUUAAGACCAGGAAAUAAUGACUUACGUCUAUGAUUGGUGUUGUGCUCCAUAGGUCAACAAACACUUUUGUAAGCUCUUUUGAAUAAAAGUACA